This is a messenger RNA of Ascochyta rabiei, 2046 nucleotides long. Its product is annotated as NADH:ubiquinone reductase (non-electrogenic). The transcript is spliced from 3 exons. The coding region runs from base 1 to 2046 and encodes 681 amino acids. Lineage: Eukaryota; Fungi; Ascomycota; Dothideomycetes; Pleosporales; Didymellaceae. The record is from RefSeq and is a predicted model, not a curated record. Gene Ontology annotation, molecular function: NADH dehydrogenase activity.
AUGCCAAGGCAGACGGUCCCGGUGGAGGCGGAAAGCUGGUCUUUAAUUGGAAAGGAGCUUAUCUUGGGGCUGGCAGCCAUCCCUGUCUUCUGUGUGCGUCUGCGUCUGCGCGCUCGGCAAGCUCUUGCUCGUCAUCGCAAGGAAAAAGUGGUUUUCCUUUUCACGACGACCGCAGCCGCAGCGCACCUCCCAGACACCUUCACCUCUACCUUCACCUUCACCUCCACCUCCGUCCGCACAUCGCCUACUAACCAGGCUGCAUCGCCGCGUGCAUCUGUGACUGCCGUCCACAGCCCACCACCGUCAAUGGCUCCCACCAUGCGGCCCUUUGCUGCGGCGAAGCUCGUCGCACAGGCCCAGCUCGCCGGCCGCCGCGCCUACACGACCCAGCGCCCGUCGCUCAUGGCCAGCAGGGCGCAGUGGACCUCGCGGCCCGUCCAGUCGCAGAUGGUCCAGCGCCAGAGCGUGCGCCAGCAGAGCAGCCUGCCAGACAAGAAGCAGGUCAAGCGCGGCGGCUUCAGGAUGCUGCGCUGGACCUGGCGCCUCACCUGGGUCAGCGCAGUUGCAGGCCUCGCAUACAUUGGCUACGGUAUAUACGAGACGCGCAACCCCGUCGACCAGCCGCCGCCCGACCCGUCCAAGAAGACGCUCGUUGUUCUGGGCACCGGCUGGGGCUCCGUCUCCCUCCUCAAGAAGCUCGACACGGAAAACUACAACGUCAUCGUCGUCUCGCCGCGCAACUACUUCCUCUUCACCCCGCUGCUGCCCUCGUGCACCGUCGGCACCAUCGAGCACCGCUCCAUCAUGGAGCCCAUCCGCAACUUCCUGCGCCACAAAAAGGCCGCCGUCAAGUACUACGAGGCCGAGGCCACCAAGAUCGACUACGAGAAGCGCGUCGUCUACGUCAACGACGAGUCGCCCAUCAAGGGCGAUGUCUCCCAGACCGAGAUCCCCUUCGACAUGCUCGUCGUCGGUGUCGGCGCGGAGAACGCCACUUUCGGCAUUCCCGGUGUGCGCGAGCACGCUCUGUUCCUGAAGGAGGUCGGUGACGCCCAGGCCAUCCGCAACCGCAUCAUGGACUGCUGCGAGACGGCCACCUUCAAGGACCAGUCUACCGAGGAGGUACAGCGUCUGCUGCACAUGGUCGUCGUUGGCGGAGGCCCCACCGGCGUCGAGUUCGCCGGUGAGCUCCAGGACUUCUUCCACUCCGACCUGAAGAAGUGGAUCCCCGAGAUCCAGGAGAAGUUCCACGUCACCCUCGUCGAGGCCCUGCCCAACGUCCUGCCCAUGUUCUCCAAGCAGCUCAUCGACUACACCGAGCAGACCUUCAAGGAGGAGACCAUCGACAUCCGCACAAAGACCAUGGUCAAGAACGUCACAGACAAGUACAUCGAGGCCGAGUCGACGGGCCCCGACGGCAAGAAGCAGCUCGAGAGGAUCCCCUUCGGUCUGCUCGUCUGGGCCACCGGUAACGCGCUGCGACCGCUUGUCAAGGAUCUGAUCAACCAGAUCCCUGCACAGAAGGACUCGCGCCGCGGUCUCGCCGUCAACGAGUACCUCGUCGUCAAGGGUACGGAGAACGUCUGGGCUGUGGGUGACUGCGCUGUCGCCAACUACGCCCCCACCGCCCAGGUUGCUGCCCAGGAGGGUGCUUUCCUGGCUCGCAUGUUCAACCAGAUGGCCAAGACCGAGGAGAUUGAGUCCAAGCUGGUCGAGCUCUCCGAGAUACAGGAGAAGGCGCCCAACGCCGAGGCCCGCAACAAGGCCUUCGACGAGAUCAAGGACCUCCAGAAGAGGCUGAGGAGGACCAAGGGCGUCAACCCCUUUGAGUACUCCCACCAGGGUUCGCUCGCGUACAUUGGCUCCGAGAAGGCCGUGGCCGACAUUUCGUGGUUCUCUGGCAACAUCGCCUCGGGCGGUACCAUUACCUACUUCUUCUGGCGCAGUGCCUACCUCAGCAUGUGCUUCAGCACCCGCAACAGGAUCCUGGUGCUCAUGGACUGGGUCAAGGCAAAGGUGUUUGGUCGCGAUGUGUCGCGUGUCUGA